This is a messenger RNA of Orussus abietinus, 534 nucleotides long. RefSeq names its product CAAX prenyl protease 1 homolog. Gene Ontology annotation, molecular function: metalloendopeptidase activity. The coding region runs from base 1 to 534 and encodes 177 amino acids. Gene Ontology annotation, biological process: CAAX-box protein processing. Gene Ontology annotation, cellular component: endoplasmic reticulum membrane. The record is from RefSeq and is a predicted model, not a curated record. Lineage: Eukaryota; Metazoa; Arthropoda; Insecta; Hymenoptera; Orussidae. The transcript is spliced from 3 exons.
AUGUAUUUUCGUGGAAAAACGGGACAGAAAAUGCUCGUCCUGAGCGAGGACAUUGCUGGUCCAAAUUAUCUAUCAACCCUCGAUGAAACGUUAACCACAGAAGAGGUCGUCGCAAUAGCGGCGCACGAAUUGGGGCACUGGAAGUACUGUCAUUAUUGCAUCAAUCUCGUCGUGAAUCAACUGUGCUUGGGUUUAGAGAUGUUCUCCAUGUUCUGGUUACUGAAAUAUCAACCAUUAUAUACGGCUUUUGGUUUUGACGAUACACCUACUUCCAUUGGUCUCACUCUAUUACGAUAUAGUUGUGUGACGGAUAUGUGCAGGUUCUUCGUAAGAGUAGUGAAUAGAAGCACGGAAUUUAGUGCGGACAGGCACGUGAAGGUACUAAGGAAACAUCGACAUUUAAAAAGUGCAAUGAUUAAAAUAGAAAAGAACGACGGUUUGUUUCCAGUGCAGGAUUGGCUCUACUCCUUGUGCUGUAAUUUUCAGCCAACUUGUUAUGAGCGUAUAAAAGCUAUUAAUAAUUACAUUCCAUGA